UCUGGGAGGGGUUCUGCUGGUGGGAGGGGUUCUGGGCUACGGAGGGGACGCUGAGACGGACUGUGAGGGACGGACAGACGGACGGAUGCCCAGCAGAGGCUCUGGCUGAAGUUUUUGGACCGUUCAGGAAUCAGACACAGAUCUUCUUACUUUCACAGAUGAACGUGGCUCUGAUUCAUGACCGUCUGCACAUUAAAUCGUUCUGGGAGAACCGGAUCAGCUCUGAUAUUCAGCACGCUGAGAGCGAGGAACAGAGGAUGAACAAGAGCGCCCUGAAGAAGUAAGACCUCCCUGUUGCUCUAUCA
Messenger RNA from Cyprinodon tularosa, 305 nucleotides. RefSeq lists its product as uncharacterized. The transcript has 3 exons. The record is from RefSeq and is a predicted model, not a curated record. The coding region runs from base 159 to 284 and encodes 41 amino acids. NCBI's taxonomy places the organism in Eukaryota, Metazoa, Chordata, Actinopteri, Cyprinodontiformes, Cyprinodontidae.